Photinus pyralis (common eastern firefly) is the source of this 1263-nucleotide messenger RNA. Its product is annotated as glycine-rich cell wall structural protein 1.0-like. The coding region runs from base 16 to 1206 and encodes 396 amino acids. The transcript has 3 exons. Lineage: Eukaryota; Metazoa; Arthropoda; Insecta; Coleoptera; Lampyridae. The record is from RefSeq and is a predicted model, not a curated record.
UAGUUUUGGUGGAGAAUGCGAGCAUUCUUCUGGGGCUGGUGUUUGUAUAAAAAGCGCGAGCGUUGCGAGUUAAAGCGUAAAAGCGAGAUGAGGAUUGUGCUGUGUUUGUAUUUCUUGGCCGUCCUGCAGCUGAGUUGUCAGCUGAAGAAGAAGAAGCACGAGGAGAGGUUCCGUGUGCACAGAAGCUGUCGAUGGGUGUGCUAUCCAGGAUUAGGUCCUGGACCAGUUGUACCUCCGACACCAAGAUCAACGGGAGGCACCACUGAAGUUUCUCCAACGCCUAGCGAAAUUUCACCUAUGACCGGAUCAACUUCGCCCAGAAGUUCAACGGAACCAGUAACAAGCACGAGCGAAUCUUCGCCCACAAGCCCAACCGAACCCGGAACGGGUUCAUCUUCCAAUGGGUCGUCGCCGGUAAGCCCAACCGAGCCCGGAACGGGCUCAUCUUCUGAUGGAGCUUCGCCUGCAAGCUCAACCGAGUCCGGAUCUUCCAAUGGAUCUUCGACGACAAGCCCGACGGGGGGAGAAACUGGCUCAACAUCCGACACAAGAUCAACAGACGACCGGACGGACCCAACACCGAGAUCAACGACCGGAGACGGAUCGUCACCGACAACUUCGCGUCCACGCUGCCACAAACAUCACGGAUUCGGCAUUGGAUCGUUGAUUGGUGGCUUGAUCGGAAACGGCGGAAACGGGAAGGGGGGUGCUGGAACUGGAUCUGUUGAUAUUAGUGGCGGGCAGGUGGGCGGAACGGGCGUCGGCGUUGGAGGAACGGCAAACGGAGGCCAGGGAGGAUCAGGAACGGGAACAGGUGGAGGUGUUAGAAUAACGUCGGGUAAUGGAGGUAGUGGUCAUGGCGGUUCCGGAUGGGGUGGGCCCGGACUCGGCGGUUCUAAAGGCAACGGCGGUUGGGGUGUCGGCGGCGAUGGAAAUGGAAGAACCAAUAUUUCGGGCGGCAACAUAGGUGGUACCGGGUUCGGCGUCGGAGGAUCAGGAAACGGUACCGGUAGAGGCGGAUCUGGAAGCGGGUAUGGUGGAAACGUCAACGUUAACACUGGUAAUGGCGGUCCCGGUUAUGGUGGACGAGGUGGAUACCACGGACAUGGAGGUUACGGCAUUGGAAUUGACGUCAGACGCGCAAAACCCAAGGGCAGUGUAAAGGUACGCAACCCAGGAAAUCUAAAACAAGCUGUAAAAGCCUAGGAGCACAAUACACUAAUGUAAUAUCGCACAAAAUAAAAAAAAAGGGUUAAGGGAUCA